UAGAGUUGAAGGUCAGGUGGAAUCACUCUCUGUCCCUCUGGUCAGCGUGAUGGCCAGAGGCCUGGAGGUCCCCCGCUGGGGGGCCGUGGAACUGCUGAUCUGGGCAGCCUUGGGGCUGCUAGUGGCCGGACACGGAGGUCAUGGCGACCUGCAAGAGGACCUGCACGAGGACUUUCAUGAACACAGCCACAGGCAGUCACAUGAGGAUUUCCACCAAGGACACAGCCAUGCCCAUGGCCAUGGCCACACUCAUGAGAGCAUCUGGCAUGGGCAUACCCACGGUCACGAACAUGGACAUUCACAUGAGGAUUUGCACCAUGGCCAUGGCCACUCCCAUGAGAGCCUCUAUCACAGGGGACAUGGACAUGACCAUGAGCACAGCCAUGGGGCUCCAGGCAUCAAGGAGGAAUUGGACACUGUCACUCUCUGGGCCUACGCACUGGGGGCCACAGUGCUGAUCUCUGCAGCUCCGUUUUUCGUUCUCUUCCUUAUCCCUGUGGAGUCAAACUCCCCCCGGCACCGUUCUCUACUCCAGAUCCUGCUCAGUUUUGCUUCAGGUGGACUGCUGGGAGAUGCCUUCCUGCACCUCAUCCCUCAUGCCCUGGAACCUCAUUCUCACCAUCCUCUGGAGCAACCUGGACAUGGACACUCCCACAAUGGCCAGGGCCCCAUUCUGUCUGUGGGACUGUGGGUCCUCAGUGGAAUUGUUGCCUUUCUUGUGGUGGAGAAAUUUGUGAGACAUGUGAAAGGAGGACAUGGACACAGUCAUGGACAUGGACACACUCAUGGUCACGCACAUGGAAGCCAUGGACAUGGAAGACAGGAGCAUCCUUCAAAGAAGAAGCAGAGCUCAGAGGAAGAAGAAAAGGAAGGAGGGGGAUCACAGAAGAGAAGACCAGGGAGUACAGGGCCCAAAGAUGGGCCAGUGAGACCUGAGAAUUCUGAAGAUGAAAAAAUAGGUUCAGGUGAGGGCCAGGGUUGGUGAUGCUUGGGCAAGGAGCAUCAUCGUGAAUCACAUGGAAUAUACACUGCGGAUAAUGGCAGAUGUCUGGGAAACACAGAGGGGCUAGUUGUGAAGUGGU
Molecule: messenger RNA, 1082 nt
Organism: Manis javanica (Malayan pangolin)
Lineage: Eukaryota; Metazoa; Chordata; Mammalia; Pholidota; Manidae
Source: RefSeq, a predicted model, not a curated record